Helicoverpa zea (corn earworm) is the source of this 2405-nucleotide messenger RNA. RefSeq lists its product as uncharacterized. NCBI's taxonomy places the organism in Eukaryota, Metazoa, Arthropoda, Insecta, Lepidoptera, Noctuidae. Gene Ontology annotation, molecular function: hexosyltransferase activity. The record is from RefSeq and is a predicted model, not a curated record. Gene Ontology annotation, cellular component: membrane. The coding region runs from base 159 to 1853 and encodes 564 amino acids. The transcript is spliced from 9 exons.
UGCAGCUGAAUCAAACUUAAUGUGAUAGUCUGUUUUCAUUGUAAAAUAAUAAUUUAAUUAGUGUUAAUACUGUUCAAUGGUUUGAAAAUACUAACAUAACCUUUUCUUAUUUGAAUCUCAUUACUCCUAGUGCCUAGUGGCUAUUAAACGAACAAUCUAUGGAUGGUGAUAAACACUGCUACGAUGAUGACAGACUGUACCACUCAGACCGAGGCAGCGAUGACAGCCCGCUAUUGUCACACAGGUAUGACAAAACCCGUCGGUUCUCCCCCUACGUGGUCACAAAAUACGAGGAACGCGAGAGGAGGUCCACCCUGACCAUGCUGGCCAAGUUCUUCCUGUUCUCCACAGCAAUGAUAUUGUUCUGCGUCCUUCUGUAUAUACCGGUGUAUAAUAAGGCUAAUGACCAGGUUUCUAAAGGAACAGUCGCGGGCUGGUCAAUGCAUACAAAUCGCGACACGAAAAUAUACGUGCAACCGAAUAACGUAACGACAAUACAUGCUCCUAAAAACUUAUGCGAUCAAAAGAAAAAACUUUUUUUAUUAAUAGUAGUCUGUUCGUCCACUCUGAACUUUGACCGCCGCGUAGCCAUAAGAGAAUCUUGGGGAAACUAUAGAACUUAUAUAGAAAUGUCCAAAUUAUAUCAUGCUGUUAAACAAAAGUAUAUUAACUACAAUUAUACAUAUGAUCUAUACUCAGAGAGCGAUGUAAAUAAUGUAUCUAGUGAUAGGUUGAAACGAGACAUAUCCAGCUUUAGCAGGCUAUUGCCCGAAUUGGCUAAAGCGUUGCAGGACAAUCUGGUUAAUGUGAAGACUGAAAAUGUACCUGAGAAGAGGUUUGACGAUGACGUAAUGUUGCCACAAUUCGAUAUGAAUGAGGACUUAGCUGAACAGACGGAAGCCAAUUACGAUUAUUACGAUACAAACGUUAUGAAAAUACCCCCAAAAGGUUACGAAGAUACACCAGACUUAUAUAAAGUAUUAACAAUGUUAAAAGGCAAUAAAAACUUUCGAAAAAUGAAAGAGAAAAUUCUACCAGAAAUAGUAGAUCCUGAUUAUAAGGUAGUUUUUCUUUUGGGGUUGCCAACGAAUGAUAAUGAUUCUACCAUUCAGAAUAAAAUUGAGGAGGAAUCUGAGAAAUAUGCCGAUAUUAUACAAGAAGGUUUUAUUGAUUCGUAUAAUAAUUUAACUUUGAAGUCUAUUAUGAUGUUGAAGUGGAUUAAUAAUAAUUGCAAUAAUAGUGUCCGCUACAUAUUAAAAACAGACGAUGAUAUGUAUAUAAAUGUGCCAAAUUUAAUAGACAACUUACGAAACAGAUCUAAAAAAUUCGAUGCCAUGACACAAGGCCAUAAUACGAAAGAAUAUAUGCUUAUUGGAGACCUUAUAUGUGGAGCCAGACCUGUGCUAGAUUCUAGUAAUAAAUGGUAUAGUCCUCGAUACAUGUAUGGGGGGAGAGUGUACCCCAAAUACCUGUCGGGUACCGGGUAUGCUCUGUCGGCUGACACCGCGAAAGCGUUGUAUGCGGCCGCCCUUAGAACCAAUUACUUCCACUUAGAAGAUAUAUUUAUUACUGGUAUGUGCGCAGCCCGCGCUCACCCGCGCGUGGUCCCGCGAGAUGACGCGACAUUCUCCUACCAGUCGGGCGCCGGCUCGCUCCGCGCCUGCGGCCCGCACGCGCGAGCCACCGCGCAUCGCGUGUCGCCGGAGCAAAUGAGGGCCCUAACUGAUAUGCUGAGCAAGCCGGAUUUGCUUGAUAUGUGCGAAAGAAUGCGAUUAACAAAGAUUAAGGAAGAACACCGUAGAAUUUAUGUGUUUUAUAAGUUUUUGCGAUUGCUCGUUAGUAAUGAAUGCUAGUUGGGGGCUCUGAUAUACUAAAAAUAACUUUACUUGGCCCGAUUUUCAAUUGGCAGAUAACUUUUAUCAUUGUGAAUAUGUUUGAGUUUGAUUUAUUUCAUAGACAAAAGUUAUGAUUGAAAAUCGGGUCUUAAUGAGAUUAUUAUUUAAACCCUAAUUAAUUACAAUGUUUAAUAAUUGUAAGGGGUGAAGAGUAACUUUAAAAAGUUGCUGUAUUGCUCAAACUUAUUUAUUUUCAUAUAGUUAUUUCUGAGUAAAUCAGAGCUCUAUAAUCCACUAAAUGUAACUAUGAAAUUGUUAAAAAAAUGCCGAAUUUAGACUUACGACAUUUCGCCGUUUAUCUUGAGCUAAAAUGCUAGAAAUGUAUUCAAGAUGAAAAGAAAUUCGUAUGUUGCAAUAUGUUUUCCUGCUACUGGCUUCUUAAAUGUUUUUAUUUACUGUGAAUAACUGAAUAGCUCGUUGCAAUAUUUCUAUAACCAGUGCACUUUUACAUUGUCUAGUCAUUUCAGAAAUAUGUCGCUAUACAUGAAAAGGCAAUAGCUAUUAAUUAAA